AUGCGAUUCAACUUUGGUCUAUCCUCAAGAGGUUACCGCCCGCUUCCUCAGUAUGAAACUUCGUCAAAUGACUUGCCCUCUACUCAUCGCACCAAGGCGGGCAGGUUGACCAAAUGCAUCGUCGGUGGAACCGCAUUGCUGGCAGCUGCAGGACUCGCAGCCCAUUACCUGGUUCCCUCAUUAGAUUCCCUUGGAUAUAAGACGGGUCAAGGCCCGCCGCCGGACAAAGUCCUCACAACGCAGCAACUCCAAGCAUUGCAGCCCGGCAAUCGCUCCAUCUCAGUUGGUGGCGAUCGCCGUCUUCGCAUCUUUAUGCCCGCCGACUCGCCUCACAUCAAUCUAUGCAAGUCCGUCAUGUCAGCAGUAGCCUUGGGCUAUCCAGCACCAAUUUUGUUGAACUGGGGAGGUGAAUUCAACCGCCCUGAAUGGCACUUGGCCGGCAGCCAUGUUGCCAAACUCGAGAGUUUUCUAUCAGUUAUCGAGAACAUGCUCUCUCUGGCAGAGGGCGAGGAUGGCGAUGUUCAUCAAGACGAUCUGGCCGUUCUUGUCGACGCUCACGACAUUUGGUUCCAGCUGCCUCCCUCGGUGCUCAUUCAACGUUACCACCAACUCAACCGCGAAGCUGACGAGAGGGUGCGGCAGCAGUGGGACGAUGCCCAAGGCUUUGCGACAGAUUUCCCUAUUCAACCGCCCAAGCAGUCCAUCGUUGUCACAGCGGCCAAGGACUGCCACCCGAAGAGCGAUUCUGGAUCCGAUCCACACUACUCACACUGGCCAGAGUCGCCCAUGCCCUCCGACAUGUACGGUGACGGCACCGACAAGGUUCUCACCAUGCCCUUCGAUUCGGCCCGAAAAUUCAAAAAGAUCCGACCGCGAUGCGUAAACAGCGGCAUGAUCAUGGGUACAAUGGGCUCCCUCCGCGACGCUCUCACCCGUGCCAAAGCCAAGGUCGAAACCGUUGCCCACCGGGGAAGGCAACUCUGGAGCGACCAGGCUCUCUUUGGUGAAGUGAUUGGCGACCAGGAAAUGUGGCGAGAAUGGAUGCGCGAACUGGGCACCACUUGGAACGGAACCGCAUCAGAAAACUACCUCUCCCGUCUGCCGGCCGAUGUACGCAGUAUUGCCAAGGCUGCGAUGAAUGGCGAAGGAUUCGAAUACGGCAUCGGCUUGGACUAUAGUUUCAGCACAAUUCCGCCUACAUGCUCUGCCGAAGAGGACGGCUACUUUGCCAAAAUCAACGACAAGGAGGCACUGAAACAAGCAUCAGCCAAGGCUGGUGUUCCCAACGGCGAGGUUCGGGUCAAGGGUGUGCCCGCGGAACUCGACCAGGCCGGCGUUGGACCAAAGCAUUUAUCCGGCGUCAAAUGGGGCGAUGCAUCGCUCUACACUGACUUCUUCUUUGGCGUCACCCCCGUAGCCAUCCACCACAACGCCUACGUGAACAACCUCAAGUCAACCCGUCUGAAUGAGUGGUGGAGCAAGAUGUGGUUCUACCCGCAACUACGCAAUCUGGUCGCGCAAGCGCUCCUCCCGAUGGACGCCAAAAACACCAUUCGCCCUCUCGCAAGAAUUCCCGCAGAGGGAGGAGACCAAGUAACAAAAUACUGGACGCCCAAGUCCGAUCUCCGCAACAGAAUGGUCAAAGUCUUUGAACCUGCGUCCCCUGACGCCAAAUCUGGCGGCUCCAUCACAUCCAUCGAAUGGGAGGGCGUAUGUCAACAGAGUGGGAAAAAGCCCUGGCAUGAGGAGCUAUUUGGCGAUAAAAAAGGUCCAUGGCAAUUGUAA
Messenger RNA from Metarhizium acridum CQMa 102, 1785 nucleotides. RefSeq lists its product as uncharacterized. The record is from RefSeq and is a predicted model, not a curated record. NCBI's taxonomy places the organism in Eukaryota, Fungi, Ascomycota, Sordariomycetes, Hypocreales, Clavicipitaceae.